Molecule: messenger RNA, 2683 nt
Organism: Cydia splendana
Lineage: Eukaryota; Metazoa; Arthropoda; Insecta; Lepidoptera; Tortricidae
Product: insulin-like growth factor I
Exons: 5
Coding region: 257-871 (204 amino acids)
Biological process (GO): positive regulation of phosphatidylinositol 3-kinase/protein kinase B signal transduction; insulin-like growth factor receptor signaling pathway; cell population proliferation
Cellular component (GO): extracellular region
Molecular function (GO): hormone activity; insulin-like growth factor receptor binding
Source: RefSeq, a predicted model, not a curated record
GCCUGAAGCGUGCAGCUGGUGGGAGGAGCGGGGUCAGCGGGAGCGCGGGGCGUGUCGCUCGCGCCGCCCAUCGGCGUUAUAUAAGCGGCGCGCGCGCACGCGGGCCGGGCAGCCGAAGCCCGCGCACAGUUCCACCGCGACGCCGAUAUAGCUGCGGUCUCGGAGUUCGCGCGUUUCACCCGGCAUCUGUUCGGCCCGGCCUUGGCAUCGCCUCCGAACCAGCUUACAUUCGUUUCUGCAUAUAAGCAAUAGCAGCAUGCUUAUCAACUGUGCGGUGCUUUUGCUGACGGCGUGGACGCUGCAGCCCGCUGAGGCCGCCACGGCCGCCAGCGUCAAGCUGUGCGGACGCAAGCUCAGUGACAUCAUGAGCAGGGUCUGCUACGUCUACAAUAGCCCCUCCUGGGGUGACCCCACAGUAGUAGAGCAGCCAGGCAUGCGUCGGAAGAGACAGGCCGGCAUCGCGGACCAGUGCUGCACCUUCGGGUGCACAUGGGAGCAGCUGAACGAAUACUGCGCAAUCAGUUCUAAUUCGGAGUCGGCGUUGAGCGAGCUGGAAGCCCACAUGCUGGAAACGCGAGGCACGGAGCACAAGCGCGAGGCGGAGCGGCAGGCCGCGCCGGAGACGCCGCCCGAGGUGGGACGCCGCAGUCGCGGGUACGGCCGCAGGAGGGGCCGUUGUUGGUGCCGGCGCAAGCGGCGCACGGGCCGACGGCGUACUCUCAUGGGUAACAUGAUACGAAACCAAAUCAAUAACAGACCAGAGCCCGUCGUGGGAACCGUGUCCCCAGUGCUGACGUGGGGCCGCACCCUCAACACCGACCUGCCGCCCAUGGAGCGCGACCGCUACAACUACGUCGCCGUCUACUCUUAAAAAACAUCGCUAUUAAAAACUACUUAGAGUUUCAACUUGUCAGAGCCAAUUGGAAGCUAGCGACGACACUGGACGCGACAAGAAACAUAAUGCGUCUCAAUUCAGCGCUAGCCACGACACAUUGACGUGUCGUGUCGUGAAGUUUUUUCAGCACUACAGGGAAACGGUGUAGCGGACUAUAGGGUAGCGCUACGACCGUAGCUUGGCAGUGAAUGAGUUAAAAUGGGCUGCCUUUUUUUUCCUGAAGUGCCUGAUUUAAACAUAUAACGAGCUGCAGUCAAGCCAAGUUUAAAUUAUGCCAGUGUCAUACUAAUAUUGGUAUAUAGGAUAAUAAUUUAUAUAUUUAAUAAUAUUUUAUAUUCCUAGUGGAAAUCAACACAUAUUAUACUUAUAAUGGUAGGUUAUGACGUAUUAUAAUUAGGUAUCAAAGCUUGACAAAUGUCAGCAUUUAUUUGUUGUUAAGUGCCUAUUCGGUUCACUUUUGCUGUAUUAUGGCACCAACACCAACAGCGGGGAGCGUCCGCCACUUGCCGCCACAGAUGAACGUGGCUACCGGUGGGUUUCUGUUAGUGUUCAACUCUAUCAUUUUUGGUGCACUUUGACAGUGAACCGAAUAUACCUAUAUUUAGCAAAUAUUGAAAGAAUUAUUUUAACAGUAAUUAAAUUUUUGAAGAAGAAGAAUUAGCUUGUAAAAUUGUGGAAAAUAAAAAUAUUUUAAUGAGUAAAGAUAGAACAACCACCUAGAAAUAUAAUUUUGUUGCAAUGGGGUUGGCAACUGUCAACGGUUUGCAUAGAUGGCGCCAUCAUAGCUUGCCCCUUUUUCUAUGAGAUUUGGCUUAAACGGCUGGCAUCCAGGGCAUUAAAAAAACAAAAAUUUGACACAAUUCUAGGGAUUGACGGGGCAAGCUAUGAUGGCGCCAUCUGCUAAAUACUUCGACCGGCCAACCCCAUUGAUUCGCUAGUAGGUGAGUAGGUAGGUAGGUAUCUUAGUUAUUAUUAAUAUAUUAUAUAAAAUCUAUUUCUAUUUAGAAACAUUUUAAAUUUAUCAAUAUCAGCCAUUUUAAUUUUAAUAUCAAAUGGAAUUUUACAAUAGCUACCGUAAAUAAGAUAAAAGAUAUUCAUUCCAAAUGACUACCGCCUUGAGUAUGAAAAUAAGUUUGUAUCCUAUACAUGAACAGUUUAAAAAAAUAUUUAGAUAAAACUGAUAUUAUGGAUAAAAUCUAGUGUAGGUGCCUAGGUUGAAAUGUGUGAUGUGUUCAAUUGUCAUUAUACCUACGUCUAAGAAUUAAGUUACUUGAGGUCUCGAAAAAUUCGGAAAAGUAGGAACUUUAUACCUCCUUAAACAGUUAGGUAUAUUAUAAUUCACAUACAAUAAUUGUAAUUUAUAAUCAUGUAUGAACUAGUACUAGAAUAAUAAUUAAGAGGGAUGGAACCUAUUGAACUAUCCUUCACUGUGCAUUAUCAUUCUUUAUCAUAAUAGUUCAAAUAAUCUAAGGUUCUAAUAUAACAAAUAACUUCUAUAAUAUAAGGUUCAAAGAUCUCUAAAGCAUCUGUGAUAAUUCCAACCGAGAUAAUUUUAAUUUAUAAAUAUUUCGUAGAAUCACCAUAAUUGUGUAGCAUAAAGUAUUUUCCUUGACAUGAUAGCGAAUGCAUUGUAUGUAAUUUUAAGUAAUUAAAUAUAAAAUAGGAACCAAUUUGACUGAAGUGGAUGCUGUAAUAGAAAAAUCAUCCUCAUGUACAUUAUCUUAUUUAAUAUUUCAUUAAGCAUCUAAUCUAAGCAAUACAAAGGUUUAUUAAAAUAUUGCAUGGUUU